AAAAGAAAAAAAGAAAAAACGAUCUGUGUUCUAGGGCUCCUGUGCUGUCGCUCCUCGAAGUCGAAGGAUAAGAUCUGGGUUUGUGUUUGGGAGAUUAGCUUCAGUUUCAUCAGGAGCAGCGCCGAAAAGAUUACAAGUAUAAGCAGCAACUGUUCAUCUCAGAUUGCAAGAUGGACAUAAUCUCCCAACUACAAGAGCAGGCCAACACUAUUGCUGCACUUGCAUUCAAUACAUUUGGGACACUACAAAGGGAUGCGCCUCCUGUUAGACUUUCUCCAAAUUAUCCAGAACCUCCUGCUAAUCCUACAGAAGAGGCUGCAAAUGUUGUAGAGCAACCCAAGCUCAUGAGUGCUGCAUUGGUCAAGGCUGCGAAGCAGUUUGAUGCAUUGGUUGCUGCACUUCCAUUGUCUGAGGGAGGCGAAGAAGCCCAACUGAAAAGGAUUGCAGAACUUCAGGGUGAAAAUGAUGCCGUAGGCCAAGAACUUCAGAAGCAGCUGGAAGCUGCAGAGAAGGAGUUAAAGCAGGUCCAGGAGUUGUUUAGCCAAGCUGCAGAUAACAGCUUGAACUUAAAGAAACCAGAUUGAAUACUAGGAUACACGGCACUAAUUGGUAUCUUUUUAUUCCCUGUUUAAUUGUAGACAGUACCUCAGGACAAAGGACGGUGGAAUCUUCCUGAAGUUUUUUCCGUCUAUUUUAUAAGCCUAUCAAUAUGAAGGGAAAAAAAAAAAAAAGUUUU
Cornus florida is the source of this 736-nucleotide messenger RNA. Its product is annotated as mediator of RNA polymerase II transcription subunit 21. Lineage: Eukaryota; Viridiplantae; Streptophyta; Magnoliopsida; Cornales; Cornaceae. The record is from RefSeq and is a predicted model, not a curated record. Bases 171 to 584 code for a protein of 137 amino acids. Gene Ontology annotation, biological process: regulation of transcription by RNA polymerase II. The transcript has 5 exons. Gene Ontology annotation, cellular component: mediator complex. Gene Ontology annotation, molecular function: transcription coregulator activity.